GCUUAGGCUUAGGCUUAGGCUUAGGCUUAGGCUUAGGCUUAGGCUUAGGCUUAGGCUUAGGCUUAGGCUUAGGCUUAGGCUUAGGCUUAGGCUUAGGCUUAGGCUUAGGCUUAGGCUUAGGCUUAGGCUUAGGCUUAGGCUUAGGCUUAGGCUUAGGCUUAGGCUUAGGCUUAGGCUUAGGCUUAGGCUUAGGCUUAGGCUUAGGCUUAGGCUUAGGCUUAGGCUUAGGCUUAGGCUUAGGCUUAGGCUUAGGCUUAGGCUUAGGCUUAGGCUUAGGCUUAGGCUUAGGCUUAGGCUUAGGCUUAGGCUUAGGCUUAGGCUUAGGCUUAGGCUUAGGCUUAGGCUUAGGCUUAGGCUUAGGCUUAGGCUUAGGCUUAGGCUUAGGCUUAGGCUUAGGCUUAGGCUUAGGCUUAGGCUUAGGCUUAGGCUUAGGCUUAGGCUUAGGCUUAGGCUUAGGCUUAGGCUUAGGCUUAGGCUUAGGCUUAGGCUUAGGCUUAGGCUUAGGCUUAGGCUUAGGCUUAGGCUUAGGCUUAGGCUUAGGCUUAGGCUUAGGCUUAGGCUUAGGCUUAGGCUUAGGCUUAGGCUUAGGCUUAGGCUUAGGCUUAGGCUUAGGCUUAGGCUUAGGCUUAGGCUUAGGCUUAGGCUUAGGCUUAGGCUUAGGCUUAGGCUUAGGCUUAGGCUUAGGCUUAGGCUUAGGCUUAGGCUUAGGCUUAGGCUUAGGCUUAGGCUUAGGCUUAGGCUUAGGCUUAGGCUUAGGCUUAGGCUUAGGCUUAGGCUUAGGCUUAGGCUUAGGCUUAGGCUUAGGCUUAGGCUUAGGCUUAGGCUUAGGCUUAGGCUUAGGCUUAGGCUUAGGCUUAGGCUUAGGCUUAGGCUUAGGCUUAGGCUUAGGCUUAGGCUUAGGCUUAGGCUUAGGCUUAGGCUUAGGCUUAGGCUUAGGCUUAGGCUUAGGCUUAGGCUUAGGCUUAGGCUUAGGCUUAGGCUUAGGCUUAGGCUUAGGCUUAGGCUUAGGCUUAGGCUUAGGCUUAGGCUUAGGCUUAGGCUUAGGCUUAGGCUUAGGCUUAGGCUUAGGCUUAGGCUUAGGCUUAGGCUUAGGCUUAGCUUAG
Messenger RNA from Brugia malayi, 1103 nucleotides. RefSeq lists its product as uncharacterized. Lineage: Eukaryota; Metazoa; Nematoda; Chromadorea; Rhabditida; Onchocercidae. The annotation marks the transcript as partial. The transcript has a single exon. The record is from RefSeq and is a predicted model, not a curated record.